This is a messenger RNA of Colletotrichum orchidophilum, 264 nucleotides long. RefSeq lists its product as uncharacterized. The annotation marks the transcript as partial. Lineage: Eukaryota; Fungi; Ascomycota; Sordariomycetes; Glomerellales; Glomerellaceae. The transcript has a single exon. The record is from RefSeq and is a predicted model, not a curated record.
CUUGGGCGUGCUUGUUUGGACUCGGGUUGUUUGGACGCCUCGCUUGUCCAAGUGGGCUACGGGUUGGCGCCUAGAGGAUGCUACUACCGAUUGGCUGUCUCGUGCAGCACGCAAGUCAAUAGGCGACCUUUUCGGUCAGUGAUACUUUUUUGGAGACAUGAGGAUGAGGUACCAGGUAGCCGUGCUGUCCUACUACCUCGAGGUAGACGAACUCAAGGAGUCUCGGACGAGGUAUGGCACCGUAGUAAAUGGCCUCAGGCGUGA